AAAAAAGAGAAAAGAAAUAAGUAUUCAAGGUGACGGAUUUGUUGAUUAGCCUGAUUUGAUCAUUCCACUAUGUAUAACUGUGUGGAAACAUCACAUUGUUCCCCAUAAACGUACUAUUGUAUGUCCAUUUAAAAAAGGAUAUAGACUGGUUCCAUCACCGGAAUAUCCUUUUGUUGCACUUUUAUAGCCAUACCUACUUUGUUCCUUCCCCAGCCCACUCCUUCUAUAGUUUUGCUAUUUUAAGGAUGUCACUGAAUGGAAUCAUACUGUUUGCAGUCUUUUGAAAUUGGCUUUUCCACUCAGGUUAAUUAUUUGGAUAUUUAUCCUAUAUAGAUGAGAGUAGUAUUCUAUGAUAUAAAUGUCUCCUGGUUUGUUUAACCAUUUACCUGCUGGAGGGCGUCUGGGUGGCAUCUAAUUUGGGGCUGUUACAAAUAAAGCUGCUGUGAACAUUCAAUGUACAAGUUACUGUGUGAAAAUAUGUCUUCAUUUCUCCAGGAUAAAUAUCCAGGAAUGCAAUUGCUGGGUCAUUUGGGGGUUAUGUUUUUAAUUUUUUAAGUAAUUGCUAAAUGGUUUUCUAUAGUGUCAGUACUGUUUAACAUUCUAACCAGCACUUUCUCUGCAUCCUCACCAGCAUUUGGUGUUGUCACUAUUUUUAUGUUAGCCAUUCUGGUAGAUGUGUAGUCAUCUCAUGGUUUUGAUUUAUAGUUCUCCGAUGGCUAAAGAUAUCCAACAUCUUUGCAGGUGCUUAUUUGUCAUCUCUAAUAUUUUUCUCCUGUGACAUUUCUUGUCUUGUAUUGUUUGCUUUUUUACUGGGAGUCCUUUUAUAUUCUAGAUAUGAGUCCUUGGUGGGAUAUGUGGUUUGCACAUAUUUCUCUCAGUAUGUAGCUUUUAACAAGGUCAUUGCAUAGCAAAAGUUUUCAAUUUUAAUGAAGCCCAAUUUAUCAGUUUUUUCUUCAAUGGAUCCUGAUUUUUGUUUCAAGUCUAAGAACUCUGAAUAGCUCUAAAUCCCCAAAAUUUUUCUCUUAGGUUUUGUUUUAAAAGUUUUAUGGUCUUAUGUUUUACAUUUAAGUCUAUGAUCCAUUUGGAUUUAAGAUUGAGUUAAGUUUAGCUCAAGGUUCUUUUUGUGCGUGUGUGGCCUGGAUGUCCAGUUGCUCCAGCAGCAUUAUUGAAAUAUGAUCUUACCUCCAUUGAAUUGCUUUUGCAUCUUUGGCAAAAAUCAGUUGAGCAUAUCUAUGUGACUCUGUUUCUGGAUUUUUCAUUGUUUCAUUAAUCUGUGUGUCCAUCCUUCUGCCAACAUCUGCAGCUACCAGUUCUGAGACACUAAGAAGGAAUUGGCUGUUUGCCUAAGACUCAGAAAGGGGCAGCUCUGCUUGGCCACAGGGAACACACUCAAGGCAGCUGGGGUCUAGUGACCAGGCACUUUUCUUAGGAUGUGGUCCACAGAGAGGAGGAAAGAAAUGUUAUUCAGUCUCAGAGACCAAGACAGACGCAUGGGAGGAGAUGGUGAGGACCUGAAUAACUGGAGGCAUGAUGAGUGGAGAGCCUGAGACAGGAUCCAUGCUUUGGGAGUAGGCCCCUGUGGACGGGGAGACCUUGGGCGGUUGGGGCUGAUUGGACUGGGCCCCCUGCUCCUCACAAUGAGGCCUAAAGCUACGGCCUCGUAUCCAGUGCUGUCCAGUGUCACCCAGGAAGGCAUGCCCUCCUUCGGCAGAAACAACGUUAAAAAAAACUGCUAUUGCUUUUUAGACAAAAACAAUAUGGAGACUUUUAUUUCAUUGAGUUUGCUUUUUAGUAUUUCCUUUCUUCUUGCUUUUGUUCUUUUUUUUUUUUCCAGAUUCUCGAGGUGAUUAUUGGAUUGAGACUUUUGUCUUUAUUAAUGUUUACAUUUAGUGGGGAAGUUUUCUUCCCAGCCCUACUUUAUAAGCUAUGUCCAGCAACAAAUUUUGAUAUUUUUGUUUGUAUUUUUUCACUAGCUCAGUACAUUGUAUUUAUUUAUUUAUUAUUUUGGGAUGAAAUCUGGCUGUGUUACCCAGGUUGGCUUCCAACUCGUGGGGACCAAGCAACCCUCCCACCUCAGCCGCUCAGGAAAUCCCCUUACCCAGGAUAUAUUGAACCUUUAUCAGGAACCAGAUGGAACAAGACGGCUGCUGAACUAUUUGCUUGAUAAUUUGUCAGGUACUGCAAAAAGAAUUUCAACAGAACAACCACCUCCAAGGUCUUGGAUUAUGUUACAAGAACCAGAUAGAACAAGGCCAACUGCCUUGUUUUCUGUCAUGUGCUAUAAUGUUCUUUGUGAUAAAUAUGCGACCCGGCAGUUAUACGGCUACUGUCCAUCAUGGGCACUAAACUGGGACUACAGGAAAAAGGCCAUUAUUCAAGAAAUCUUGAGCUGCAAUGCUGAUAUCGUAAGUCUUCAGGAGGUUGAAACGGAACAGUAUUACAGUUUUUUUCUGGUAGAACUGAAAGAACGUGGCUAUAAUGGAUUCUUUAGUCCUAAGUCUAGAGCUAGGACAAUGUCAGAACAAGAAAGGAAACAUGUUGAUGGCUGUGCAAUAUUCUUCAAGACAGAAAAAUUUACUUUGAUUCAGAAACACACUGUUGAAUUUAAUCAGCUAGCCAUGGCAAAUUCUGAAGGGUCUGAAGCUAUGCUGAACAGAGUCAUGACAAAAGAUAACAUUGGAGUUGCAGUACUGCUAGAACUUCGAAAGGAAUUGAUUGAAAUGUCAUCUGGAAAGCCACAUCUUGGAACAGAAAAACAACUUAUUCUUGUGGCUAAUGCUCACAUGCAUUGGGACCCUGAAUACUCUGAUGUGAAGUUGGUGCAAACUAUGAUGUUCCUCUCAGAAGUGAAGAACAUUAUUGAUAAAGCCUCUCGUAACCUCAAAUCCAGUGUAUUGGGAGAAUUUGGAACUAUUCCACUUGUGUUAUGUGCAGAUCUUAAUUCUUUGCCAGAUUCUGGUGUUGUAGAAUAUUUGAGCACGGGUGGAGUAGAAACAAAUCACAAAGACUUUAAGGAGCUGAGGUAUAAUGAAAGUCUCACAAACUUCAGCUGUCAUGGGAAGAAUGGAACCACCAAUGGAAGGAUCACUCAUGGUUUCAAGUUAAAGAGUGCCUAUGAGAGUGGUCUGAUGCCUUACACGAAUUACACAUUUGAUUUCAAGGGUAUAAUCGACUACAUUUUCUAUUCUAAACCUCAGCUGAACACCUUAGGCAUCCUGGGUCCUCUGGACCACCACUGGCUGGUUGAGAAUAACAUCAGUGGCUGCCCACACCCCCUCAUCCCCUCUGACCACUUCUCACUUUUUGCACAACUGGAGCUCUUACUGCCUUUCCUGCCCCAAGUCAAUGGCAUCCACCUUCCUGGCAGGAGGUAGUCAAGCACCUUCGGAGGACAGCCUCGAUUCACUUGUAAACUUGUGAAAAUCUGAACAUAAGGGAGUGAGGUAUGGCCACUGAGGAUUUUUGUUUUGAAUUUCCAAUCUGAUUAUUUGAUAAGGAUAUAGUAUGAAAGCCAGGUGCUAGCAACAGACAAAUUCUGAGCCCAGUAUGCUUUAUACUGCUAGACAGGGAUUGGUGUGUUUGCACCUAUCUUUAAUUUGUUAUAAGAAAUUUUCCUAUUUCUUCUAUCCAAUAUAAUAUUUUCAUGCCUUGAAAUAGGAAAAUGUUUGAAGAGCUUAUUCUCUUUGCACAGAAAUCUGUAGCACUACUUUUUUGAGGCCAGUAGUAACAUCCAGAGACCAUUCUUCCAUACUUUACUCCCUCCUUUUUCAGACUUGUUUGUAAAAUAUAGAAUUUGAAUUUAGCCUUUAUGAUUGUAUAUGAUCCACAGAAGACCUGAUUUAUGAAAUUUUGUACUAAAAAAAUCAUUUGGAAAUGAUUGUAUUGUAAACUAAGGCUAAAUUUUUUUUUAACCUGUUUCAUGUGUUAUAAAUGCCAGCUUGUAAAAGAAGCUGCAACAGACUUUCUCUGCUCAUGAUUUGCACUCUGAGGGUUUUGUUAGCCCUUUUGUACUACUUUAUUUUUAAAUUGAGAACAUGGUUCUUUAAAUAUAAAUCUGCUUAAACCUUAGGAUGUUUUCAGACCGGAGGCAACUUAUUCAUGAAUUUUUACGAAAACUAUCUACCAGGACAGAUAAGCUGAACAGUGAUGAUCUGUAGGCAUUUAUGGACUGAAUGUAAUGGUUGAUAUAUGUACAUUCUGAUAUUUUUAAAUCUUUAACUUUUUUAAGUUAAAAAACUACAGCUGCUAAGGUACAGCUUAACUCCUUUUUGAGACACUUCCUGUCCUAUCUCCACUGUGCCUGCCUAAAUUUGUUCUCAUCAAGCACUGCCUGUGCAUGCAGAGAAAAUCUGUGCAUCCUCUUUUAUAUUUUUAAAAUACUGUUUAACAUUUGUGAGAAUUUUAUGAAAAUGCUUUUGUAUGAGCUGUGGCUUUUUUUCCAUUGCGAAGCAUAAAAUAAUCACAUUUUGGAACAUGUUUAUGGGGUGGGUCCCUGGAUCUUUGCUCACCAGAUCCAAGCACUGCUUCUCGGUGUCAUUGCAGCGUACUGCUUGUCACCCAGAAUACUACUAUCAUGUGAAUUCUUUUUGUUGUCCGUGUAUUCCUUAGUCUUUUUUUUUAAUCAUUCCUUAUUUAAGAAGAAGCAAUUUUCCAUUUAUGAAGCAGUAUAAAUUAGAUGCAUUUUCAAAACAGGUCCCUAAGACAAUUGUUCAGAUCAUUUUUAAAAUGACUAAGUCAUUUUAGUAUGUCAACCAAGAUAAAACUUACAUCACACCCUCCAUUUUGCCUGUAGUGCCAUUAGUAGAAUAGAAAUGAAAACCAGCUUUAACUUUGCAAAGUGAACGUGUACAUGGUCUGUUCUCAUUUAUUCAUUCUUCUGUGAAAAGUCAAAUGAAUUCAGAGGGAGCUUGGUCAAACUGCUUUUGUUUCAACUGCAGGCAGGGGAGUAAAAGGACAGCAUGUGAGCAUUAGGAAAAAAAAUGUUGACUGUUAUUAACAAUUUUUAUACAGAGUGAGUCAUUUUGGCUGACUUAAAAUUUUAUGAAAAAUGUUCAGCACUUAAAUGUGCUUAUUCUGUUUUUAAGAGAAAAUAAAAUUACAUACUGUUUAAAUAAAUGAUUUUUUUUUUUUUUUCCUUUUAGAAAAUUCUCCAAAGAGUUUUGAUCUUGAAUCUUUGUCUUGGACCUGUUUUUUCCUUUGAGGGUUUUUGUUGUUUUUUUAAGAUUUCGUUGGGAUGUUUUGGUUUUGUUUUUUGCUUUUUGUUUAAGUUGUGCUGACACCAAACACGUCCAGUUUAUAAUCAGUACAUUGGAAAGCUGGUAUUGAUGUAAAACCAGUACAUAACUUUUUAUGGGGUUUUUGUUCUUGGUGUUUUUUUUUUUUUUUUUGUAAAGUGUGAAUUAAAGGUAUGUUUACUCAUUUUUCCUAAGCACUGUGUUGGUAAUAUGCAUCAUGACAAUUUCCAGUGAAGGUGAGCUGGAGCUGGUUGGACUGAGACUGAGGAAGCAGCCUUUCCUACGAUCUGCAUUAUGUAAUCACAGGUCCAGAGAGCUUUAUGGAAGGGGGAGGGGAGGAGCACUUACUCAUUUUGUAUUUGUUAAUGGAGGAUGUAAUCUUUUCGUAGAUGCUGGAACUAGAGUGCACUUGUUAGAUGCUAAAGGUUUGAGCUUUACACAAAAUGUAUUCAUCUGUAUUUGUUAUUGUCUAUAAUAUAUUUGAAUUUGGGGCAGCAUAUUAAGAUAUAAUGGCCUGUUAUGUCUUGAAAAUACUUGUUUUGCCUCUUCCAGGCAUACUGCAUUAUGUGAUCAGUUUGAACAGCUUCUCCACCUUAAUUUGGACACUGAUAAAUUGAACCAAGAGUGUAGAUUUACAAUUUAACCUUGAAAAGAGGAAGAAAUAUUUGGGGUCUAUAGGGAAUAAACAGUCGCACCAAAAUAGACUAUGAUGCUUUUCUUAAGCAAGGUUUCAUGUUUUAGAUAUUUUCUGUGUGUUAAAUAAUUUCCAAUAAUCUAUACUUUCUAAAAUGCAAUAAAAACUAGUAUGUUUUCGCAGUGUAGAUUUUUUUUUCCAAAAAUUCUGUAACAAAUAUAUUUAAUGUGUUGCCAUAAUGUAAUUUCAGUGUUUUUGCUGGAUAAAUCCAUUUUAGAAAUGUUUUACAAAAAGUUUGAGGCAUGUUUUCUGUUUUAAAGAUCAGGUGUUUGGAGGCAUUCAAGUCCUUGUUGCAAAUCUCUUGAAGUACAGCUUUACCAUAUUCGUGGUAAUUAUUUAUACCUUGAGAAUUUAAAUAUUGUUAUCAAGUUAAUUUAUGGCAUAAUUUAAGCUAAAGUUGUAGAAAUGAAGUGUCGAGUGCAACUUUAAUAGUCCCAAAGAUAGGCAAAGAACAUCUCCAAAAAUGUGUGUGUGUUUUUUUCUUUUGAUUUAGUGACAACUAGGAAAACUUACUUGGGGUUAUUAGCACUUUCAAACUUAGGGACAUUAUUAAUUUGGAUGGAAUGCACUUCUAAAUGUUUAAAAUUUCAAAGGUCUUCUGAGAUUCAGGUUCUCAAUAAUAACAUUGAAGUUUUAGAGUUUCACUCUGUACAAUUUAAAUUUAUGGAACCAGUUUCCAUAGUGACUUCUAAGGUUUUGGGCUCAUAUAUAAGGACAAAAGUCAACCUAGGCAAAACAGUUAACAAAUGUUGCAGAUAAUUCCAAGAACACCUUUAGCAGAUGUUUCUUCACCAUUCAUAAACAGUAUUUUAAGAUGUUCACUUUGCUUUUCUUUUUGGUUACAUAAAUUUUAAUAACUGGUAUGUUGAAGUAGUGUCUAAAGGUAUCUAGUCUUUAUUCACAGUACAUUAUAUUGUGUAAUGCACUGGACUAACUCUUGUUUACCAUUCAUGUAACAAAACCCAGCACAUUAUCUGCACUAUAAGCUCAAAGAAUGUCACAUUUGCCCAGGCAGCUCUUUGAUAAGGGUGAUGGGAAACUGAAUAUAUAUCAUAUGGACUGGUGGUAACAAGGGCUUUUACUGUUAUUUUCAGUGGAACCUUCUUGGUCAAAUUGUAACUAGCUAGUAUUAUAUUUAUAUACAGGGUCUUUUUUCUUUACCGAUGUAUUUUCCUACUCAUAGCCAACCAAUAAAUUCAAUAUCUGUUUCAAAUAUUUUAGAAGUGUAAUUUAUAUAGCUGUAGUACUGAGGUUUGAGGAAAAAUAAAUGUUAAUCAGCAAGACCACGUGUUUAAAAUUCUGAAUCAUCUGGGACAGGGUUGUAACUCACCCUUCCAAAGGGAAGAGUGCAGGGGAACAGGGCCAUGAUAUGGGGAAAUGGUGUAAACAAAUGUAUUUCUUUAUUGGCUGUGUUAUUCUGUAUAACACUCAUUUCUUUGCCAAAGUUCAAUUUUAUAUUUAGGCAACUGAUGGUCCUUUUGCAUUUAGGAUUUUCAUUGUUGUUACCAUAUACCUCAUAAUAUAAGAAAUGGGCUCAUGUGUCUUCCGUCUUUUGGAAGGAGGUUGACAUAUUUUAAAUAAAUGCUUUUAAAUACUGUAG
Molecule: messenger RNA, 7528 nt
Organism: Cebus imitator (Panamanian white-faced capuchin)
Lineage: Eukaryota; Metazoa; Chordata; Mammalia; Primates; Cebidae
Gene: CNOT6
Product: CCR4-NOT transcription complex subunit 6
Exons: 9
Coding region: 2010-3374 (454 amino acids)
Biological process (GO): nuclear-transcribed mRNA poly(A) tail shortening
Cellular component (GO): cytoplasm; CCR4-NOT complex; nucleus
Molecular function (GO): poly(A)-specific ribonuclease activity
Source: RefSeq, a predicted model, not a curated record